AUUUGAUAAAGCUGUGUACAGGCUAGUUUUCUUUCUCUCCAAAAAUUUCUAAAUUUCGAUUUGUUUGAUAAGAGCUGUUACUCCAUCGCAGGACACUAGGGUUUCGGGUCUGCUCCGAUGGAUACGGAUCAAGAGAUGAGUCAAAAUCCGCCUGGAUUUGAUGGUGAACAAGUCCCAGUCAGUAACCACAACUUUUGGGAGAACACAUUGUUUGAUGGUGAUGAUCAUGUGAAGAGAAGCUCCUUUACUCCUGGUGAAACGGAUCUGAACCAACUCCCAGCGAUUCCACCGGUUUCUAGUGGUCAAGGUUUGCCUUUUGCGCCUGUUGAUUUCCCCAGCCCCGGCGAUGUCUGGACGUGGAGAGUUGGGAGGAGAGUGAGUGCUACUGGGUUUCAUAAGGAUAGGUUCCUCAUCCUCCCUGAGAGGCUUAAGAUGAAGAAUGCACCAAAGUCAUUUGCCAGCAAAAACACUCUUUCUCGUUAUCUCGAGACGAAUUUCCCUGAGAUGGAUGUUAAUGCCUUCUUUGCAUCUUUUAGCUGGAACAUCCCUGCUUUGUUUCAGCCCUCCGCCGAUAGAGUUGAUGCUGCAUCUCUCUUUGAAGAGACUAACAAAGAAGGUGAGAAUGUUGAGGAUGGGAAGAAUGAAGGUUCAACUUCGCGUUACAGCCAGAGGAAGAGAAAACAGGUGCAGACACAGACUUAUGAGCCUCUUCAAGUUAAACCUAAAGCUAUCGGCAGGAAAGCAACCAAACAGAAGCCAUCCUCUUCUUCUAGACGCUCCACAAGACAGAAACAAGGCGAUGUGGUUGACUUGGAAGCAGAAGAAGAAGAAGAGAAGGAAGCAGCUGCAACAAAACCCGGCAAUAGAAUGAAGAAACGCAGAGGUAGCGCUGCAGAGAAACAAGAAGAUGCUCCGAUUCCUCAUGUCUAUGUUUCUCCUAUGAACGGUGUCCUUGCGGUCUCUCACUCCCCUGUGGAGAUCAACCCGGAAGAGUUUGACAAUUAUCUUAACACACUGGAGAAUCUUCUUCAGCAGCAGCCUUCACAAGCAGGACAGGAGUCUUCUUCUUCUUCUUCUCUUCCUGUUACUGCAAGCUCUCCAGUGAAAGAAUAUGAAUGGGCAGAAGCUCGGAUGAAGCUUUCAUCGCUUCUCGACAAAGACUUCUCUUCCUUGCUCAUGUCUAAUGAAGCUGCGGAGCUAGCAGCCUUGGCAACAAAACUUAAGAAAGAUCCAAGCCUCUCAGCUGAAGAGAUUGUGAGGUUGAAGCUUAUCGAAGAGAUUCCAACUUUCAGCCAAGUGUUUCAGGAGAACAAGAACGUGAUAGUGGAAGCUGAUAGAUUCUUCUCUGCUCUCGAGCUUAACAAAGCCAAAGUCGCUUCUCUCAAGUACGAGUACAGCGAUUUAAAAGACAAGCUAGGCAAUAUCCAGACGGAAGUUGAUGCAAACUCUGAGACAAUCCGUCAGAUUGACGACCAAAUCGCUCAGCUACAAGCUAGACGCACUGAGCUGACCCGUUGUAUCAGUAAAAAGGAGAAAGAGAAAGUUGAUCUGAGCUAUGGGCAGAAGAUGGUGGCUAACUCGAUUCCAAAAGUGGUGCAGGAAGUUCAAGCAGCUAACUCCAAGAAACCAGAAUGGGAGAUGAAGAAAGAAAAUGCUGUUAAACGCGAAGAAGAGAUCCUCAAUAAGUUCGCCUCUCUCAAAGCCCUCCACAUCAGUACAUAGCAUGGGGCUUUUGUUGACACCUGUCCAAAAAGCUUAGCCAAUCAAAACCUUUGGCAACAAACAGGUCAUUCAGUAUUGAGAUGCGUUUUCUCCUACGCUUCGUUUUCUCUAAUCAAAACUGUAGUCUAUCAUCUCGCUUCAUAUCCUUGUCGAUGGCUCAGCCUUUCCUGUCACCUCUUUCCAAACUCCCCUUUCGCUUUGAUUUUCUUCAGGCCCUAACCAGCAAUCGAGCAAUAUAUCAGGUUUCCUUUCUAAAUCUAAUACCCACCGCUCUACACUUCAUUCCGUCGAAACACUUUCCAGGGUUUCUGUUUUGUUGUGUGAUCAUGAGACUCAAGAGAUUGAAGGAGCGACCUUAUAUGAUUCUAUGUCUACGAUGAGGAUGAGUUUGAUGACCCCAAAACAAAUAUGAAACAAACGAUGAUAUUUAUUGAUUACCGCCCAAGCUUCACUCUUUGUUUUGUUUUGUGUUUUUUUCCUUUGUUACACUCAUGCUGAUUACUUCCUAAUUAAUUGAGUUCUCUGUGGUUUAUUAUUUUUUAUGUGUGGAAAGGAUCUCACUUUGAGUAAUAGCUCCAGCAAAAGAAGCUGGAAAAGAAAGUUAAGCUUCUCAAGAAUCACUCACAUCCAAAUAUAGUUGUAUUUACGCACAUUGAGAGAAUGAAACUUUGAACAUCUUCUUCCAUAUCAUACUAUAUUCCAGAGCGUCGAAAACCAUGGCGAAUCCUCAAGUUCUUUUGUAUGAGUUGAACGUUGAUUGGCGCAAGGAAAUUGCAGAGGCCAAACGUCGGUGUCAGUGUUUUGGAUAGAUUUGCCAACCUCCUUUAUAUAUGGUUCCUUUACUUGUAUGAUUAACGAUUGUUAGUUAACUUUUUAGACACAGCAACAUCCUUUAUAACGUAUGUGUUUUUAACAACUUAGCCACUACCGACCACCACUUCCAGACUUUGGAGGUCAUGGAAGGGAUAACCAGCCUGGUGAUGACAUGCUUGGAGCUGGAGCGGUUAAAACCAAUCCUACUGAUAGGUUUAACAGUGCAUCGCCUGAGAAAAUACCUGAUGGUGAUAACGCUGGAAUGCUUUAAGAAAGUGCUGUCGGCCCUGCUCUUCCAACUGUUCUGUCUCGAUAAAUCAACAGAUAAGAAAUUAAGAAUGAACCACUAAUGGAGGAGAAGGUUGAAGGGAAGAAGCCACACGUGACUUAACUUCACAGGCUUAGGAGAGCCAAAGGUCAGAAUGGACAACCUCUACUCUUUCGCAUUUCUGUUUUUAAAUGUUUCCACUUUGACUUUGUCUACUGUUUCCUGAAAUUAAACCAGCUGCUGGUUGUGUUUUAACUUUUAGUUGUAGUUGUUACAAGGGAAAGGUAUUCGUUAUAUGUUCAUAAAUAAAAGUUCCUUUAAAUCCUCUA
This is a messenger RNA of Brassica napus (rape), 3132 nucleotides long. RefSeq lists its product as uncharacterized. Lineage: Eukaryota; Viridiplantae; Streptophyta; Magnoliopsida; Brassicales; Brassicaceae. The record is from RefSeq and is a predicted model, not a curated record. The transcript has 8 exons. The coding region runs from base 118 to 1722 and encodes 534 amino acids.